GACGUUACUUCUCUCUUCCGUUUCCCAAAAGCCCUCUGAUCUUCAUUUUCUGUAAUCCCUGUUAUCUCAGCAACUGACGUCAAUCCGCGCUCACAUCCUCAGCAGCCAUGAGCACUCCCGCUCUCUCCGGGGGCACGAGCCUUUUUUCUGGGUUUACUCGUUUGUGCAAAGGCCUAGCGGUGGUACUGGUGGGUGGUCACAUUGCGAUUCAGGUUUUCCCUUCAGCUGUUGCUUACCUAGCCCUUAUUCCCGCCAGAACUAUCCCUUUUGCCUGGAACCUGAUUUCAGCUGGUUAUAUUGAACAAUCCAUUUAUGGGGCAAUUGUCAGCACCAUUGGUCUCCUUUUCAUUGGAAAGCUGCUUGAACCUGUAUGGGGUUCCAGGGAAUUUUUAAAGUUCAUUUUUGUGGUUAACUUUCUGACUUCUGUGUGUAUUUUCAUCACCGCCAUUGCCUUGUACUAUAUUACAAGACAAGAAAUUUACCUGUAUAUGCCAUUUUCUGGAUUUCAUGGAGUUCUUUCUGGCUUCUUGGUUGGCAUCAAGCAGAUGAUGCCGGAUCAAGAACUGCCUCUCCUUAAGAUAAAAGUGAAGUGGUUACCAUCCAUUGCUUUACUUCUUUCGAUUGCUUUGAGCUUCUGGACACUAGAGGCAGUAUCAUAUCUUCCCACUGUAAUAUUUGGGACGUACAUUAGCUGGAUUUACCUUAGGUACUGGCAGAGGAGAGUAGAGACAAAACUUAAGGGUGACCCAAGUGACGACUUUGCUUUCUCCACAUUUUUCCCAGAAUUUUUGAGACCAGUCAUAGACCCUAUUGCGUCAAUAUUUCAUCGCAUGCUCUGUGGAAGAUCUGAUGCCUCUAAUGAUCCCCAAGGUCACACUCUUGGGGGUGAACCUUUGCCGGGUUCUGACCCCUCUGAGGCAUCCAGGAGACGAGAGAGAGGUGCCCGAGCUCUGGAAGAAAGGUUGGCUGCCAAGAUGUUGGCGACUUCACACAGUGCUGGAGAGUCACGAACUGAUGCUGCUGAGAAUGUAUGAUUCCGAUUUCUUUAGAUUAUGCAGAUUGUUGGUGUUGUAGAAAACUCGCUGGAAGAAUUUGAUGUGGCCACCUCACGGCCACAUGGGAGGUAUUGGUGACCAGGAAGAAGCUUUCAAAAUUGAGAUCGGGCCCGUGGAACUUCGAAAUAAAUGUUACUAAUUUGCAUUUUAAUCCAAUUCUUUUCUUUUUUUGGGUCUUUUCAAAAUGUAGUUUAUGAUGUUCACAUUUGAACCUCACAUAAGUAAUCCACUAACAGAAAUACCGUCAUUGUGUAUAUUUACUAAAUAGCCUCUUAGAAUUGUUAAUUUCCCCAA
Messenger RNA from Neltuma alba, 1349 nucleotides. RefSeq names its product rhomboid-like protein 19. The transcript has 8 exons. Gene Ontology annotation, cellular component: Golgi apparatus; membrane. The coding region runs from base 108 to 1034 and encodes 308 amino acids. NCBI's taxonomy places the organism in Eukaryota, Viridiplantae, Streptophyta, Magnoliopsida, Fabales, Fabaceae. Gene Ontology annotation, biological process: retrograde vesicle-mediated transport, Golgi to endoplasmic reticulum. The record is from RefSeq and is a predicted model, not a curated record.